This is a messenger RNA of Ipomoea triloba (trilobed morning glory), 2227 nucleotides long. Its product is annotated as probable E3 ubiquitin-protein ligase ARI8. Lineage: Eukaryota; Viridiplantae; Streptophyta; Magnoliopsida; Solanales; Convolvulaceae. Gene Ontology annotation, cellular component: cytoplasm; ubiquitin ligase complex. Gene Ontology annotation, molecular function: ubiquitin protein ligase activity; ubiquitin conjugating enzyme binding; zinc ion binding. The record is from RefSeq and is a predicted model, not a curated record. The transcript has 15 exons. Gene Ontology annotation, biological process: ubiquitin-dependent protein catabolic process; protein polyubiquitination; positive regulation of proteasomal ubiquitin-dependent protein catabolic process. Bases 91 to 1863 code for a protein of 590 amino acids.
UCUAGAGCUUUUUACAAUUUCCGUUGAAGAGAGAGAGAGAGAGAGAGAAAGAGAGAGAGAGAGAGGGAGAGAGAGAGGCGAGAGGUGCGGAUGGAAUCUGGCGACGAAAUGAUAAUGGCGGACGACGGAGACUCCUACGAAGACGACGACUUCUACAGCGGCGGCGGAUGCGGAGGCAUCGAAGACUCCGACGAUGACGUCAUCAUGGAUUACUUCAUCGACAACGACUCUGAUGAUUCCGACAGCCUCGCCUCCCAUUAUCGCUCCCAGACCAACUAUACCAUUUUGAACGAAGCUGAUAUACGUCAACGUCAAGAAGAAACUAUGAUGAAGAUAGCUACGGUGCUUUCCAUAUCAAAGGAUGCAGCCGGCAUCUUGCUUCGCCAUUUUAACUGGAGUGUCAGUAAAGUGAACGAUGAAUGGUUUGCAGAUGAAGAGAAGGUUCGCAGGACUGUUGGCUUGUUAGAGAAUCCUACUCCACUUCCUAAUGAAAAAGAGAUAACUUGUGGGAUCUGUUUUGAGACAUAUCCUCGUGAUGAAAUUAGUUCUGCUGCUUGUGGCCAUCCUUUUUGUGUCACAUGCUGGCAAGGGUAUAUUAGCACAUCCAUAAAUGAUGGUCCUGGGUGUUUGAUGUUGCGGUGCCCUGAUCCAUCUUGUAGUGCUGCAGUGGGUCAAGAUAUGGUACAAGAAUUGGCCACUCGAGAUGAUAAAGAGAAAUAUAACCGUUACUUGCUAAGGUCAUUUGUUGAGGACAAUAGGAAGACGAAAUGGUGCCCUGCUCCUGGCUGUGACUAUGCUGUUGACUUUAUUGUUGGUAGUGGAAGCUAUGAUGUCACUUGCUGCUGCUCAUACAGUUUCUGUUGGAAUUGCUGUGAAGAAGCUCAUAGGCCAGUUGAUUGUGGAACUGUGGCCAAGUGGAUUUUGAAGAACAGUGCUGAAUCUGAGAAUAUGAAUUGGAUUUUAGCUAAUUCUAAGCCCUGUCCAAAGUGCAAGCGGCCAAUUGAAAAAAAUCAAGGUUGCAUGCACAUCACAUGCACCCCUCCCUGUAAAUUUGAGUUUUGCUGGCUCUGCCUAGGUCCAUGGUCAGAUCACGGUGAGAAGACAGGUGGCUUCUAUGCAUGCAACCGUUAUGAAGCAGCAAAACAAGAUGGAGCAUUUGAUGAUGCUGAAAAGCGAAGAGAGAUGGCUAAAAACUCUUUGGAAAGAUAUACACAUUACUAUGAAAGAUGGGCCACCAACCAAUCGUCUAGGCAGAAAGCCCUUGCAGAUCUUCAGCAAAUGCAAACUGUUCAUCUUGAGAAGUUGAGUGAGAUACAGUGUCAACCUGAAUCACAGUUGAAGUUCAUAAUAGAUGCUUGGCUGCAGAUAGUUGAAUGUAGACGGGUGCUCAAAUGGACUUAUGCAUAUGGAUAUUACUUACCUGAGCAUGACCGUGCCAAGAGGCAAUUCUUUGAGUAUCUACAAGGUGAAGCUGAGUCUGGGUUAGAACGGCUUCAUCAAUGUGCCGAGAAGGAACUCCAAAGAUACCUUAAUGCAGAUGGUCCAUCAAAAGACUUCAAUGAGUUCCGCACAAAGCUAGCAGGGCUGACAAGUGUCACUCGAAAUUACUUUGAAAAUCUGGUCCGAGCUUUAGAGAACGGUCUGUCAGAUGUGGACCCUCGAGGGGCUUGCAGCAGGGCAGCGAGUUCAAAAAACCUGGGAUGUUUAAGCAGCAAAGGGAGCAGAAGCAGGGGCAGGGGAACCACAUCCAGAUCAAGCAGUUCCAAAAACAUAGACGAUUCUGGACACUGGUCUUGUCAAUACUGCACAUUUGCCAACGUUAGAUCUGCUAAUAUUUGUCAGAUGUGUCAGCAACGCCCUUGAAGCGAAUUCAAUUUGCAGUGAGCAUCCCGCCCAAAGUGGGGAAUCUGAUACCGCAUCUACUGAAGUCUGGGUGGUCAUUGGGAAAUGAGGUAAAAGGAGGAUAUCAGAUUACCGCGUUCCCUUCAAAACCCUUUCCCAUCCCAGCAGAGAUGCUGUACAUAGUUCAGGUUGUGUGUAUGUAUCCUGUAACAACAUCCUUUCCUAGAACCUCAUUUUCAUGUUUUAUUUUAUUUCUAUUGCUAUUUAGGACGCAGGAAAAAUCUGCUCUGUUGUAUUGUACACUACUUUUAUAGGGAGUCAUAAUAUAACUAUAUAACAGACUUUCAUAUCAUAAAGAAUAAAAGUUUUUAGAUCCUAGCAUGCA